Helianthus annuus (common sunflower) is the source of this 1812-nucleotide messenger RNA. Its product is annotated as replication protein A 70 kDa DNA-binding subunit A-like. Gene Ontology annotation, molecular function: DNA binding. The coding region runs from base 1 to 1812 and encodes 603 amino acids. The transcript is spliced from 13 exons. NCBI's taxonomy places the organism in Eukaryota, Viridiplantae, Streptophyta, Magnoliopsida, Asterales, Asteraceae. Gene Ontology annotation, cellular component: nucleus. Gene Ontology annotation, biological process: DNA replication; DNA recombination; DNA repair. The record is from RefSeq and is a predicted model, not a curated record.
AUGGAUUCAGAAACCACCCAGAAUAGUGAGAAAGGUAAACUCAAGGAUGACACCCACAAGGAGAACCGAGCUACCUCGCACUCUAUUCCACGUCGUUCAUCAUCGUCGAGCCAACCGGCGGCUAUUAGGGAUCCGGCGACGAUUGAUUUAAUGGAGAACCAUAACAUUACUAUGUUGAGAGCUGUUGAUGCCUUUCAAGAGCAGUUUUCUGUCAAGGUUAGGGUGAUCAGGGUUUGGGAACACCCUGAAAGGAGGAAUCCCAGUCAAUUAUACUCAUUUGACAUGAUUAUAAUGGACGAAGAGGGGACAAAGAUGGAGGCAACAUGCUUGAAUAGAGUUUUACCACAAUUUCGCCCGUCAUUAGUUGAAAAGAAAUGUUUGAUUAUCAGGAAUCCAACUAUAGGUUUUAAUAACUCUACGUACAGGUAUGUUGACAAUCAAAAUAGGCUAUGUUUCCAGGGGACAACCGAAGUUAUUCCAUGUGAAGAUAUUGGUGGAUCAACGUAUGGUUUUGAUUUCUUGAGUUUUGCAGACAUCUUGAACAGUAAUGCUAUUUCAAACUCUACAGUUGAUGUUAUUGGUUAUUUGAUUCGAUCAUUUCCUAAAGAGACUGUUAAUAACAAAUCAACUGGAAAGCAGGCUGUUAAGGUUACUAUAGAGAUAUCUGAUCUGGAGGGUCGGACGGUAUUUCUUACUCUGUGGGAUCAAUACUGUGAUAAAGUUUUGUCGUUUUUUGAGAGUAUCAAAGGAAAAAAUAUUCAUGCAAUCAUUAUAUUGCAGUUUGGCAAGGUCAAGUGGUGGAAUGGGGUUGCGUAUGUUAACAAUUCAUACACGGUUAGUCGUCUUUUUUGCAAUCAUGAUUGUCCUGAAGUCGAUGAGUUCAGAAACCGUUUGUUUGAAAAUUCGAUUGAAGUCUGUGAAUCCACGAGCCUUGGUUCCAUGGCAAAAUCUGUUGAAGAGGAAAUCUUGCAAAGCAAAGAUUUUUUAAAUAUUUGUGAUGUCUUUUCGCUUAAGACGGUUUGCAAGGUCAUUGUUCUGGGUAAUAUACUGGGUGUUUACAAAGAUGAAGGAUGGUUCUAUGAGGGUUGUAAUAGAUGUAACAAGAAGAUCAAAAAAGUUGUUAAUCUGAGUGAGGACACCCAGGAAUCAGGUUCAGCUGUUACAAAGGAGGUUCUUACCUGUGUAUCUGAUCGUUGUGCUUUUAAAACUAUAACUUCUUCUCUCAAGUUUAAGAUUCAACUUAGAGUUCAAGACCCAUCAGCUUCUGUUACACUUACUUUGUUUGAUCGUGAAGCACGGAAGUUGUUAGGAAAGUCUGUUGAUGAUAUUCUUACUGCUAACCCUGAAUUUCGUUCUGAUUCCAUGAAGAUUCCUGCUGAAGUAGACGCAUUGGUUGGCCAGACUGCUGCUUUUAAAAUAGAUCUGACUGUGGAUCCUAACGUUAUAUCUGUACUUCAAGAGAAGCAAUCCUCUUCACAGAUAAGUUCUUCUCAGAAUAUGUCUCUCAAUAUUGAUGCUUCAGAAUUUGAAUCUCAAACAUCUGAUGGUUUCAAGAACUCUGCUGCCAAAAGAAUCGAAAACAAUACUCCUGUGUCUAACAUGGCGAGCACCGUUUCACCUGUUUCAUUGGAUGUUACUGAUACUCCUGAUUCCAUGUUAGCUAAGGAUGAAGUGAAGCGAAACUUGGUUCAAGUCUAUGAUGUUGAAGAAGAUUCUCACACAUCUGCAACGAAGCUCCAAAAGUCUGGAGAGGUUCAGGAUUUCAAUAGUGCAGAGAAGAGGAACCUCUUAAUUCCUAAAGUUGAGAAAUAG